Molecule: messenger RNA, 213 nt
Organism: Dromiciops gliroides (monito del monte)
Lineage: Eukaryota; Metazoa; Chordata; Mammalia; Microbiotheria; Microbiotheriidae
Product: small ubiquitin-related modifier 2-like
Exons: 2
Coding region: 1-213 (70 amino acids)
Biological process (GO): protein sumoylation
Cellular component (GO): nucleus
Molecular function (GO): ubiquitin-like protein ligase binding; protein tag activity
Source: RefSeq, a predicted model, not a curated record
AUGGCCAAGGAAAAGCUGAAGGAAGGAGUCAAGACUGAAAACAAUGACCACAUUAAUUUGAAGGUGGCAGGGCAAGAUGGUUCAGUGGUGCAAUUUAAGAUUAAGAGGCAUACACCACUUAGUAAACUAAUGAAAACCUAUUGUGAACGACAGGAUUUGAUGAAGGAAGAUACAAUGGAUGUAUUCCAGCAGCAGACAGGUGGUGUUUACUAA